Cylicocyclus nassatus is the source of this 1060-nucleotide messenger RNA. The record is from the annotation of a GenBank genome assembly. NCBI's taxonomy places the organism in Eukaryota, Metazoa, Nematoda, Chromadorea, Rhabditida, Strongylidae.
CGCCUAAGGGUUUUCUUCUCGAAAAUGUGUGUAUGGCGCAAUGAUAUCCUUAGCCAGCUAGCAGCGGUGGAUGAGCAAGUAUCUGAGGAAAUUCUUCACCCUUGCUUUGAAUGAUGUGGCUAAUCAAUAUGCGAUCCCUGCCAAGUCGAUGACAGGAUGGGUGUUGACUAAGCAUUGGGCUCGCAAAACGGAUCUCCUCAAUAAAGCAGUUGUCGACAGUCUUGGUAUACGUAAAGAUGACAACAUAUUAGAAUUAGGAUAUGGGCGUGGCAAUGCACUGCAGUACUGUUUUGAUCGAAUUGCGGAAGGUGAAGGCGUUGUGUUUGGAAUUGAUCGUUCUCCGUAUAUGUACGAUUGUGCCCUGCACCGAUUUGCAUUGGAAAUUGCCGAAACAGGAAAAAUUAGACUUGACCAUGCUCCAGACCUACGCAAUCUGCCGUACCCAUCCGGUAUUUUUGACCACAUCUUUCACGUGGAUCUCUUUUAUUUUAUACACCAAAAUGUGAUGAAUGAAGUGUGUAGAGAGCUUUGGCGGGUUUUAAGACCUGGUGGAACGAUAGUUUGUGGAAUGCAAUUUGAAAGAUUGAAAAGACUAUCACAUUGGGGGUUGCUCGAAGAAUCUCAGUGGGAUCCCAUGCGCUACAUGACGUGCCUUGAACCUGCCGGGUUUGUUGAUGUCAAGAUUGAGUACAGAUCAGACGCGAAAGUUGGCGAGUAUCAGUUGGUCAAAGCAAAGAGACCGGCGGAGGACAAGGCCUUCGAAAACCCCGACGAGACAAUGCGAGAGCUCGAAAUACAGAUCAAAAAGGAAAUGCUUAUAGCUGAAUUGUUGAAAACUCGGCGAAAACUGACGAAGGAGGAGCAGGAUAUUUUAGACGAAGAGAUCCCUUUGAAGAAAUAACAAGACCUCUGGUCUUUUUCAAAUCAUUUCAGGGCAAUUCUGGUCAAUCCAUUGUUUGAUAGGAGUUUGUGGAAAUAGGAAAUUUGAUGGCCCUUUGUUGUGUUCUGAUGUUGUUUUAGCAAACUGCAAAGUGAAGACAAAAAUUUUUUAGGCUACUUC